This is a messenger RNA of Anopheles bellator, 1384 nucleotides long. RefSeq names its product ketimine reductase mu-crystallin. Gene Ontology annotation, cellular component: cytoplasm. The transcript is spliced from 3 exons. The coding region runs from base 1 to 1080 and encodes 359 amino acids. Lineage: Eukaryota; Metazoa; Arthropoda; Insecta; Diptera; Culicidae. Gene Ontology annotation, molecular function: hormone binding. The record is from RefSeq and is a predicted model, not a curated record.
AUGAACAAGGACGUUGCAACGAACGCCCGGUCGCGGCCAGUGUUUAUCGAUGAAGAUCACGUGAAGCGGCUGCUCGACUGGAAUCAGGCACGGUACGCGGUUGAAGCGGCUUUCGUCUCCGUGUCCAAUCAGGCGCGGGAUGCAGCCAAUCGAUCGAACGAUCAUCCCGUUAGCUCCCAACCGGCGCGCACUUUUGUCCAAGCGGACGGCGGAGUACUACUCUGCAUGCCCGCCUACGUUGGCCGCCAUUCGCUAAUGGUCGGAUCUGGGGAUCGUUAUUCGACGCUCGCCUGUAAACUGAUCACGAGCUUCCGCGGGAACGCUGCCAUCGGUCUACCGUCGAUUAAUGGGGAAGUGUUUCUGUUUGACAACACCACCGGCAAGCUGGACGCGAUCGUCGAGGCAAAUUAUCUGACCGGUAUGCGUACGGCUGCCGCGUCGCUGGUCGCAACCGAUUACCUGUUCCUUCGACCACGGUCCGAUCGCACGAUCCAGCUCGGAAUAGUCGGGUGCGGGUUUCAGGGAACGAUGCACGCUGUUGGUUUCGUACGCACGCAGCCGCUGGCCAGCAUACGUUCCAUUCGGUUGUGGAACCGUACGCCCGCACGGGCCCACCAACUGAAGGCCAUUCUGGAGGAGGAAGCGAAGAAAACGGAAAGAGCCGGCUUCUCGGUUUUCGUUUGUGAUACGGUCGAAGAUGCCUGCCGGGAGUGUGAUGUGCUCGUGACGGCAACCGGCUCCGGGGAGCCGCUGGUCUACCGAAGAUUCCUGAAACCGACGGUUCACAUCAAUGCGAUCGGUGCCGGCGAAUAUCAUCACGCGGAGCUGGCGCAGGACGUGUACGAUCAUUGCCGAGUGUACAUUGACCACUGGGAUGGGGCCCGGAAGGAGUUGGCUAACCUACGGUCGACCAUUGUCGGCGAAGUGGGUGAAGUGAUCUUGCGCGGAGAAGCAGACACCAGUCUGCUGCCGAAGGGCAGCGGAAUCAGUGUGUUUCAGUCGCUUGGAAUGGCCACCGAGGACGUUACCGUGGGAAGAUUGGUGUACGAAAAGUAUCUGCAGGAAGCUGCCACACAAUGAAAGGGGGUCAAGAACCGGUGAAGCGGUCUUAAUCUUUAGUAUCAUUGCACAAAAAUGCAAGCAAGUCCCAGGAUAUUUUUCUCGGUAUAUUUCACACUAAAUGCACCAAGUUACGAUAUAAAAUGUAUAAUAUAUGUAGCAAAAUAGAGAGGGGUUGUACUUUUUGUUCAUGUUUUACAUGUGUCGGAAGUGGACUAUCGGCACUCUCGUUACAGUUACGCACCAUUCAAAGUUGAAGAUUCGUGGAGAUAGCUAGAGGUUGACAUGUUUGGAAAGUUGAGGAAAAGUUUGCUAAAACUAUGCU